Messenger RNA from Eutrema salsugineum, 847 nucleotides. RefSeq lists its product as uncharacterized. NCBI's taxonomy places the organism in Eukaryota, Viridiplantae, Streptophyta, Magnoliopsida, Brassicales, Brassicaceae. The transcript has a single exon. The record is from RefSeq and is a predicted model, not a curated record. Bases 134 to 637 code for a protein of 167 amino acids.
CUUGUUUCCACUCUCAAUAACCCCUUCCACUCUCACCGGAAACCGAGUCACGACUCACGGAGUCAACUCAGCGAGUUACCAAGAAAUCAUCAUUAACAGUACUGAAUAAUAUUUUGACAAUACAUAGAAAUAAAUGGGUAUAUGCAGUUCGAGCGAGUCGACUCAAGUGGCGACGGCGAAGCUGAUCUUGCAAGAUGGGAGGAUGAUGGAGUUUACGAAACCCGUCAAAGUCGGAUACGUUUUGCUCAAGAACCCGAUGUGUUUCAUCUGUAACUCAGACGAUAUGGACUUCGACGACGCCGUCUCCGCCAUUAGCGCCGACGAAGAGCUUCAGCUCGGUCAGAUAUACUUCGCUCUUCCUCUUUCUUGGCUUCGUCAGCCUCUUAAAGCGGAGGAGAUGGCUGCAUUGGCCGUCAAAGCUAGCUCUGCGCUCAUGCGAAGCGGUGGUAGUUGUCGCCGGAAAUGCGUAAAUCCUAUUGUCGUAGCUGAUAAGUAUCAUCUUAGAGUUGGCUCCGGUGAUGCUACGGUGGGUUCCGGCGGAGGAAGGAGGAAAGGGAGAAACGGUGACGGUGGUGGUAGUAGUAGUAGCCGGAGGAGGAAAUGCUACGCGGCGGAGUUGAGUACGAUAGAAGAGUGAAGGGUAGUUUUGGAAUUUGUUGAUAGUUGUAAUUAUGUUGGGGGCAUUUUAGUCAUUUUAAGAAGAAGCAAUUUGCAAAUUCGCAAUGUUCGGAAAGUUCUCUUUUGGGAAUUUAGUAGUAGUUAGUGCUACUUACUAGCAUUUCUCAUUGAUUUGUCGAGUAGUUAUAGUAAAUUUUAUUCUUGCAGUUUUUUCUUCUUCCCAUGAAGA